Messenger RNA from Diabrotica virgifera virgifera (western corn rootworm), 7172 nucleotides. Its product is annotated as zinc finger protein OZF-like. Gene Ontology annotation, molecular function: RNA polymerase II cis-regulatory region sequence-specific DNA binding; DNA-binding transcription factor activity, RNA polymerase II-specific. NCBI's taxonomy places the organism in Eukaryota, Metazoa, Arthropoda, Insecta, Coleoptera, Chrysomelidae. Gene Ontology annotation, biological process: central nervous system development; regulation of transcription by RNA polymerase II. The record is from RefSeq and is a predicted model, not a curated record. The transcript is spliced from 3 exons. The coding region runs from base 51 to 1676 and encodes 541 amino acids. Gene Ontology annotation, cellular component: nucleus.
AGGCUUAGGUGAUUGUUGGAUGUUGUAGUUGUAGUUGUAAAUAGUCAGCUAUGGAAUUCAAAGUUGAAAUUAAAGAUGAGCCAAUUGAAUAUAACCAAAAAGAUAAUAUAGAGAGUCAGCUGUCCACAUCUAUAAUAGAUCUGGAACACUUCAAAAAUGAAUCAGAAGCUAACUUUGAAAUGGGUGAAGCUAGAGUGAAGGAAGAGCGUGCUGAUGGUAGUCAAGGAUAUAAUAUAGAGAGCCAGCUGUCUACAUUCCCAGAUCCUGAAGACUUGAUUAAUGAGUCAGAUGAAGAUAACUCAGGUUUUUCCCAGAAUGGAAGGGAAAUCAUGGAAACUGAAGUUGCAGGCACCACAGAACAAAAAAAAGGCGCAAGCACUCCAGAAACAACAUUAAAAAAUUCUAUUUGUAAAUGUAAAAUUUGUUUUAAGCAAUUUAACAAAGCAGGUUUUUUGGAACGUCAUAUAAAGACGCACACUGCAGAAAAGAUUUACAAGUGCGAAAUUUGUUUUAAGCAGUUUACUCGAGCCAGUAAUUUGAAAUCACAUUUGAUGACGCACACUGGGAAAAAACCUCACAAAUGUGAAAUUUGUUUUAAGCAGUUUAUUCAUGCAAAUGAUUUGAAAACACAUUUGAGAGUGCACACUGGAGAAAAACCUCACAAGUGUGAAAUUUGUUUUAAGCAGUUUACUCGAGCCAGACAGUUGAAAUUACAUUUGAUGACGCACACUGGGGAAAAACCUCACAAAUGUGAAAUUUGUUUUAAGCAGUUUAUUCAUGCAAAUGAUUUGAAAACACAUUUGAGAGUGCACACUGGAGAAAAACUUCACAAGUGUGAAAUUUGUUUUAAGCAGUUUACUCGAGCCAGACAGUUGAAAUUACAUUUGAUGACGCACACUGGGGAAAAACCUCACAAAUGUGAAAUUUGUUUUAAGCAGUUUAUUCAUCCAAAUGAUUUGAAAAAACAUUUGAGAGUGCACACUGGAGAAACACCAUACAAGUGUGAAAUUUGUUUUAAACAGUUUAGUCAAACAAGUAAUUUGAAAUCACAUUUGAUGAAGCACACUGGUGAAAAACCUCACAAAUGUGAAAUUUGUUUUAAGCAAUUUAUUCAUGCAAAUGAUUUGAAAACACAUUUGAGAGUGCACACUGGAGAAAAACCUCACAAGUGUGAAAUUUGUUUAAAGCAGUUUACUCAAGUCAGUACUUUGAAAUCACAUUUGAUGACGCACACUGGUGAAAAACCUCACAAAUGUGAAAUUUGUUUUAAGCAGUUUAUUCAUGCAAAUAAUUUGAAAAAACAUUUGAGAGUGCACACUGGAGAAACACCGUACAAGUGUGAAAUUUGUUUUAAACAGUUUAGUCGAACAAGUUAUUUGAAAAAACAUUUGAGAGUGCACACUGGAGAAAAACCUCACAAGUGUGGAAUUUGUUUUAAACAGUUUACUCAAGCCUUUACAUUGAAAUCACAUUUGAUGACGCACACUGGUGAAAAACCUCACAAAUGUAAAAUUUGUUUAAAGCAGUUUAUUCGAGCAAAUGCUUUGAAAACACAUUUGAGAGUGCACACUGGAGACAAGCCUUACAACUGUGAAAUUUGUUUUAAACUGUUCAAACAUAAAAGUUCUUUGGAUAAACAUACGAGAGUUCACAACAGGGCCGGAUUUACAUGUUGAACCCGACUAGGCACUCAUAUUUCUGGCGCCCCACGCCUUGAUCAUCUCCCCCCCCCCCCCCACCCCCUAAUAACCAACCAACUUUUGUCUUUCGCUGCUGAUUUUUUUAAAACCCUAUAAAUAACUUAUAGAUAAUAAAAAGACGGAGAAAAUUCUCGGAUCCUUUUAAAACUUCAGAUUCAGUGUUGCCGCAUUCAUCAUGAGGUUCUUUUCCUUUUUCUUUCUUGUUCUGAUUUGUACUCAGUCAAACCAGACUUUUCUUUUGCCAAAGUUUCUAAUCGCCAAAAAUAAUUUCUAAGCUCUACCAAAAAACCAGCCAACGACUGGUAAUUUCCCUUUACUUUACUUAAAGUUGUAGUUUCGUACUGAAGCUUAGUACUGACUUUUUGGAAUCGUUCUGAAACGAUACUCCAAAAUAUGGACAAAAAUGCUCUCUCUAGUGAUUCAAAUCAUUCUCUAUUAGUUUAAAAGUUUCUAUAAUUACCGACCAAUCUUCUUUCAGAGCUCGACAAGCAUCGUUUCUUGCUGACCAAUGUGUUUUAGAUAGGCUUUGAAGUACCACAGAGCAUUUGUGGUUCAAAUAAAGCUCCCAUCGAUGUGUUGAACUUGUGAAAAAAUUGUACAGUUCUUGAAGUAGACCAAAAAAAGAAACAGCAACCACACAUGAACUAAUGGCCACAGAUCCUACCAGAUUUAAGGAAUGAGCGGCACAUGGGACAUACUUAGCCUGAGGACAUAGUUUUUUUUUAUUCUGGCUUGAAGACCUGAGUAUAUCCCUGCCAUAUUACUGGCAUUGUCAUAUGACUGACCACGGCAUUUUGUGAUAUCAAAAUCGAGUUUAUCAAAAACAUCGAUAAUACUUAGUAUUUACUAUCUCUUUCAGCUUUGUGUCUGACGUUAGGCAAAAAACACAAAAAGCGUUCUACGGGUAUGCCAUCCCUAGUUAUAUACCUUAGUACCAACGUUAAUUGGUCAAAAUGAGAUAUGUCUGGAGUGGAGUCUAUCACAAUCCCAAAAUAUUUUACUUCCUUAGCCUCAUUAAAUAUUUGUUUUCGAACAUUUUCAGUCAUAAGAAGGAUCACUUCUUCAUAUGUUGACUUGGAAAUGUAUGAAGUUGUAAAACUGAACCUCCAUCGCCAUAUAUACUUUCAAAUGCUUUGCUAGAAAGGGGUCAAACUCGGAUAAAAAUUGGAUUAAACCUAAAAAGUUGCCUUGAUCAAACAAUCCUAAAUGCUCAUGGCUACCACGAAAAGCUAAUCCUUUUGUGGAUAGAAAUUUUACAGCGGCAAACAACACGUUUAAAAACAUUCCUCCAGUAUUCAGUUUCCUUAUUUAACUGAUCAGAAAGACUUGAACUAACAUGUCCUUUCAUUUGACCUCUCAAUUUUAAUGUUCUCUGGUGUGACUUAUGAGAAGGAGAAUUUUCGUUAUCUACCACUCUUUGUGAAACAUUUUUCCAAUCAUUAAAACCGGUUGUAAAUGCAUUUGCGUUAGCAGGGCAACUGAACAAUAUGCAUGGUACACAAAACACAGACCCUUUUUUCUGAGAAAAUGACAUCCAAUUUCUAUUUAUUAUAGAGAACGGCAGUUCUCAACAGUGGCGCACAACACCCCUACAAGCGACACUACAUAUAUAUACACGAAAUUUUCGAUUUUCUAAACCUGACUGAAUUGAAAAUUGGGCCACAUCCCAUCUUAAAGUAUAGGAAAAAACUCGUCCAUCCAUAUGCUACAUCUCCAUUUUGGUCCAAGGGUGUGGAUUUUACGGCCCUUCCCAUUUAGAGUCUGUUUUUCGUUUUCGUCCCCAAAACUCCCAAAAAUUUCAAAAACUUAAGCCCGACCUUUGCGGCUUCUGAUAGCACAGAUCAUUACCUUUCCAACGCAUGUUUAAUUUUAAAAAUCGGUUAUACCAUUCAAAAGUUAUCGAGCUCAGAAGUAUGACUCAAUUUUUAUUUAAAAAAGGGAAAAUGUUUGUAUGUAUGUAGGGUUAAGGAUCCUAUUAUGAGACCCGUUCCUAAUAUGAGACCCGAGUCUUGUAAGUGCUGCAGCCUGGUGACUGGGGUAAAAACUUAGCUAUGGUAGUGUUUCUAGUAGGCUGUGAACAAAUCGAGGGUCUGUGAUUUAGUAUUACCAGUCAGUGAAGUUUUUAAGUUUUUUGCGAGUCAAAAGUUUUUUAAUCGGUGUAGCUCAAACUGAAUUUUUAUUUUUAAGGUGAGAGAAAAAUCACCUUAGUAAUUAGUUGAUAGCUACUUAAAUUGGUUACAGAAACACGCAAUUAUAGUGGCGUAAAAACCAAUCCUAAACUUAAAAUAUGGACUAAAAAGUUCACACGUGGUUGCUCCUAAUAUGAGACCCUCAAGUGUGCCUAAUAUGAGAUAGGGUACUGUAAUGUUUUGAGUAUAGCAUCAUGUAUUUUUACUUUUUUAUUGGGAAAUAAGCCACAAUUUAAGUUAAAAAGCAAAUUUAUUGACGUUUAUACUUCCAAUUUCUAUUUUUAACUUAAAUUGUGGCUUAUUUUCCAAUAAAAUAGUAAAUUGCAUAAUAUACCACAAACAAACAGCUUCAGAACAAUAGAAUCAUGUCUACAGCAUGUAAUACAGUUUAUAUCCAGAACAAUGUGUUAAAAUAAUUUGUAUCACCUUUUUAACAUGUAUAACGUGGUGUCUCAUAUUAGGAUACCACAUGGUCUCGUAUUAAGACACCUUUUUUUAAAUUGGGAAUUUUGACAUUUUGAAUAAAUUAAUUUAUUGUUAAAAAAUGUUAGUUUAAAAUUAAUUUUGAACCUGUUGCAAUAUAAUAGCAUAAUUAUCUGACACGUAUUGAAUUUAAGACUUCUUGAAUCCAUAAACUGUACGAUUACCAAGAGUUUUAAAAAAAGGGUCUCAUAUUCGGAUCCUUUACCCUAUGUGUGUGGAAAAGUUACACCGAUCUGAAUUUUUUUUCUGUGUUUCAAUAGGGUGUGAGGGCCGAUUCAGAACCGGUCUAAUUUUUGACUUCUGACUACCCGUAAGCCAGCUAGAGGACUAGGUAGAUACAAAAUAGCAUAUUUUUUGGGCGUAUAUAUCUUAGGUUCAAGGAGAGACAGGAAAACCGCAAAUACACCAAAUCAAUAGGGUUGAGUUAAGCUUUCAAAUGGUGCUUAAGCGAUCAACCUGAGACAUACACACUGCUCACCAUAGCCGAAAAACUGAAAAAUUAAACUUUGAAAAUUUUGGUUUUUCGACAAUUACUCAAAAUUUCAACCUACGAAUUGCGCCAAUAACUGAGCAUUUGUAGGAGGACUCAGGACGCGUCCAACGGUGUAUACCUCAUAUCUGGGAAAAUUCGACUUUUUUAGUUAUAGGCUUCAUAAGUAUGAUCAAAUCUAUUUCUUAUGGGAAAAACCGUUUUUCAAGCUCAAUAAUUCCUGUAAUACGUUCAGUUAUCAUACUUGAUCUUGGAUGCAUCAGAUACUACUUGUCAAUACGUUUUAAACUCAUGUUUAGUGAUCAACAUGAGUUUAGCCGUUCAGAAGUUAUAGAGCUCCAAAAGUAUAAUUAGUCCAGGAACUGAAACUUUUCACUUCGCAAUUUUUACAGAAUGGACCGAUUCGCUUGAAAAUUUGACAAUAAGUAGUGGAUAGUCCAAGGAUCAAAAUCUAUAUGAUGGCGAAAGAAGCUUUUACCAUGGGGAGGUUGCCACCCCAUCUCGAGGGUGGAAAUUUUUUAUUAUAUUUUGACCGCAAAUGUUGGUAAAAACAUUAAUUUUAAGCAAAAAAUGUUUUAUAUUUUUUUGAUAAAAUUAAUAGUUUUCGAUUUAUUGGUUAUCGAAACUUAGUUUAUAUCGAAAAAAUCAAUGUUAUUAAUCAAUCAUGGUUUAUGUACUUGUAGUGGUUACGAUGCUAAGUUUGAUUGGGCAAUCCGAGUUCAUUUGCCGGCCAUAAUUACAUAAUUAUUAGGAUGGCUGGGAUAUGAACUCGGAUUGUCUUAUCACUUGUGUCGUAAGUACUAGAUCAUUUGGGAGAGAAUGCGACCAAGGCGACCCCAGAAAACGGCAAUUCUCGCUAGUGGCGCACAACCCCUCUACAUGCGACACUAUAUAUACACGAAAUUUUCGAUUUUCUAAAUCUGACUGAAUUAAAAAAUUAAAAUAUUGAAUGGGUUGCAUAUGUGAGUCCAUAUUAAAUAUAGUAAUGAAACACAGACUUACUCACAAUCAUUUAAUUAUACUUUGACGACCGGUUUCGAUCUCUACAAUAUACAGAUCAUCUUCAGGUCGGCGUUACAAGUAGUUAAAUGCUACAAUAAGAGAAAACUUGUGUUAGACCAGUGUCUGAUUGAAGAGAUGUUAAUAGAAAGCCAAAUUUAAAAACAUUUUUUUAUAAAAUUUUUUUUUUUUUUUUUUGAAAUAAAGGUUUGCAACUGUUGACAUUUCAGAAUAUUGGUAUAUACAAAGUCAAACCUAUGAGUAAAGAUGCUCAUAGGCAUGUAUGUGCAAAUGGGUGCAUACAGUUUGAAUUUGUUGAGAUUAAAAUUUUUAACCAUUAAAAAACAAAAUAAACAUAAACUGACUUAAAUAUGCUUCCAAAUUCAAAGUAGUAAUAAUAAAAGAGAUAGUAAUAUUGUUCUAAUCUACUUACAUGCCGUUACAAGGAUUGCGUUGCAACUUAGUUGUUGUCAUAUUAGUACGUCCAAAUUAUGCUAAUUGGUUUGUUGGGAUAGUGAUAGGGUAAACAGACAUGUUACGUAGGUUAAAACACAGUAAGAUUUCGAAUUUGGAAUGGAUCCUGAAGGAAGAUGCGUAUGUGAAACGGGUGAUGUUUUGUUCGAAUGGAGAAAGACAAUGCUCCAGGAGUUGCGUAUUAAUUGUAGCAAAGUAUGAAAUGUUAUUCUAGGAUCUUGUACAAAUGUGAUGGUCUAAGCUCGUAGAUGUUAUACGAUGCGGGUAGAGGUCAAAGCAUAGGAAAUGACAAAUAGGAAAUUGUUGUCAUAAAUUAAUCUAAUUUAAGAUAUGUUGUUCUCAGUAAAUUAACUGAGGGAUGUCAUAAGUAUAAUAAUAUCAUAAUAUUAUGAAGUAGUAAGUGCCAUACACUGUGAAACUAUGAAGUGUAUAGAAAUUAAAGGAAAGCUAGUUAGUUAAAUGAAAAAAAUAUUAUUAUCAAACAUCGGUUAAGAAACUUUAAAUUGAAAAAUUGAAAAAGGUAAGAAAUUGAUAAAAUUAAAGAUUAUUUUGUUUGAGCUAUUGUAUAAUGGGAUAUGUACAAAGAAAAAGAAAGAAACGUAAUAUAAAUUUUUUUUUUUUUUUUUUUUUUUUUUUUUUUUUUCAUUUAACUAACUAGCUUUCCUUUAAUUUCUAUACACUUCAUAGUUUCACAGUGUAUGGCACUUACUACUUCAUAAUAUUAUGAUAUUAUUAUACUUAUGACAUCCCUCAGUUAAUUUACUGAGAACAACAUAUCUUAAAUUAGAUUAAUUUAUGACAACAAUUUCCUAUUUGUCAUUUCCUAUGCUUUGACCU